Molecule: messenger RNA, 2310 nt
Organism: Melitaea cinxia (Glanville fritillary)
Lineage: Eukaryota; Metazoa; Arthropoda; Insecta; Lepidoptera; Nymphalidae
Exons: 1
Coding region: 1-2310 (769 amino acids)
Source: RefSeq, a predicted model, not a curated record
AUGGUCCAAAAAUAUGAGACUUCGGUUCGCAGCGAAACCGCUUCCUGGGAUGCUUCUAUGUCUGUAGAUGAAGAGUGGAGUAAAGUCAAACGACUCCUAACAACAACAGCUUGUGAAGUGUUUGGCCACCAGGAUACUAAAUCACAGGACUGGUUUAUUGACAACAUCCAGCAACUUCAACCUCUGCUGGAUUCCAAACGUAAGGCAGCUCUAAACUACCGAAAAAACCCCUGUCCGAAAUCAUCCGAUGAGCUUAGAAUUGCUAAAGCAAAUUUGCAACGUAGUACGCGGCACUUUGUUAACGCUUACUGGAACGACCUCUGUAUGAGCAUUCAAUCUUGCGCAGACACGGGUAAUUUUGGCGGCGUUUACUCAGGAAUCAGAACCGCUUUAGGGCCAGUUAUUAAGAAGACAGCUCCACUAAAAGAAGCUGAUGGCACUAUUAUAUCAGAUAGCCUGAGGCAAAUGUCGAGAUGGGUGGAAUAUUACACCGGUCUAUAUUCACAACCAGUGGACGUUCAGCGGGAGGCUGUGCAUAACAUGCCGAAACUGGCCACCUGGGAGGAGCUAGACGAUCCGCCUACUGUAGAGGAAUUGCUCAAAGCUGUCAAGCAGCUAAAAUGCGGCAAAAGCCCCGGCAGCGAUGGCACCCACGCUGAAAUAAUCAGACUCAAGUGUAUAUUACCUGUUCUGCACAAUCUAUUGUGGAAAUGCUGGGAAAAAGGAUACAUACCGCAAGAUAUGCGCGACGCUAACAUCAUAACUUUAUAUAAGGGUAAAGGCGACCGCGGCGAUUGUAACUGCUACCGUGGGAUAUCCUUACUAAGCAUAGUAGGCAAGCUUUUUGGACGAGUGGUUCUUGGGCGAAUCCAGAAACUAGCUAAUCGUGUGUAUCCGGAAUCACAGUGCGGGUUUCGUGCACAGCGUUCCGCAAUCGAUAUGGUGUUUACGCUCCGACAACUACAGGAGAAGAGUAGGGAGCAGAACAUACCUCUGUUUGUGGCGUUCGUUGACCUGAAUAAGGCUUUCGAUACGGUUAGCAGAGAUGGACUAUAUAACGGACUUGAAAGCAUUGGGUGUCCAUCAAAACUUCUGAGCCUGACGAAAUGCUUCCAUAAAGAUAUGAAAGGUUCUGUCAUAUUCAACGGAAACACAUCCGGUCCGUUCGAGAUGCGUAGAGGUGUGCGACAGGGCUGCGUAUUGGCCCCUACCCUGUUUGGUAUAUUCUUUUCAUUACUCUUAAGAGAAGCGUUCGGCAAUGACCAACAGGGUAUCCAUUUUUAUACGAGGACAGAUGGGAAGCUCUAUAACAUCACAAAACUUCUCAAAUCCAAGCGUAAUCGCGAGGACAUUUUUGUAGACAGCCUCUUAUUUGCCGAUGACGCAGCUUUUGUCGCUGACUCCGCUCUCGAGCUUCAGACCAUAUUGGACAGGUUCGCCCGGGCGUGUGCACUGUUCUCAAUGACGAUAAAUGCCAAAAAAACCGUUGUGAUGGUGCAGGGAAGCACGAAAAUACCGAAAAUUACGUUGGAUGGCGUGCCCCUGGCUGUCGUAAACAAGUUUACGUAUCUAGGGUCUACCGUGUCGAACAAUCUCUCGCUUGAUGCGGAGAUCGAUAUUCGUAUCGGCAAAGCGGCGACCACCUUCGGGCAGCUUAAUACGAGAGUAUGGAAAAACAAACAUCUUACCACGCGUACCAAGAUGAUCGUCUAUCAGGCAUGCAUCUUGAGUAUUCUCUCUUACGGAGCUGAAACCUGGACGACGUACGCGAAACAAGAACGUCGACUAAACGCCUUCCAUAUGCGCUGUCUUCGUAACAUCUUGGGCAUAUCCUGGGAGGACAGAGUUACCAACGAGCGGGUUCUUAAUAUUGCACAGCUGCCUAGCUUCACAGCGUUACUCAAGCAGAAGCGGUUGCGUUGGCUAGGGCAUGUGCAUCGAAUGGAGCCCUCGCGCCUGCCUCGGCGGAUCUUGCUUGGUGCUGUAGCAAACGCAAAACGUAACUUGGGGAGGCCCAUGCUACGGUUUAAGGAUUGCGCUAAACGAGAUAUGCACGCCUUUGGUAUCGACCACCAAAACUGGGAAGCAGUUGCCGAGAGUCGUGACGGAUGGCGUAAAGUUGUUGUGGACGGACGCAAGAUACACGAUCAAGCUUGGUUUGAGACUUUAGCGGCAAGAAGAACGCGACAACAACAAGCUUCUUCCGUCGCUGACACCACCCGGUUUACCUGCAGGGCGUGUGGCAAAGGUUGUCGCUCACGUAUCGGCUUAUUUAGUCACGAAAAGAGCUGUGUAAUUAACUCAAGCUGA